This is a messenger RNA of Sinocyclocheilus anshuiensis, 4180 nucleotides long. Its product is annotated as laminin subunit alpha-3. The coding region runs from base 33 to 4022 and encodes 1329 amino acids. Lineage: Eukaryota; Metazoa; Chordata; Actinopteri; Cypriniformes; Cyprinidae. The record is from RefSeq and is a predicted model, not a curated record. Gene Ontology annotation, cellular component: laminin trimer. Gene Ontology annotation, biological process: substrate adhesion-dependent cell spreading; axon guidance; regulation of cell migration. Gene Ontology annotation, molecular function: signaling receptor binding. The transcript is spliced from 31 exons.
CACCUGAGCGCGACGCGGGUUAUUUCACGGGAAUGUCAGGAUCAGUGGCGUGGAGGAGCGCGGCUCUGAGGGCCCUCGCGCUCGGGGCCCUGCUGGCGCUGGUUUCUGGGGGACCCAGACCCGAGAACAGGAGGGAGCACGCAGAGUGGACGCAGAGAGUUCAGUAUCCGUCUCUUCACGACACACAGCGCGUCCAGAUCCCCUCAGUGGACGAUCCACAGAGAUGCUCUGCUGGUUUCUAUCUGGACAGAAGUGGUCUGAUUGCUCGUUGUGUUCGCUGCUCCUGUAACGGUUUCUCUAACGAGUGUGAGGAAAACACCGGCCGGUGUCUGAAGUGCGGUGAUAAUACAGCAGGUGAUCACUGUGAGCGCUGUAGAGACGGAUUUUACUCAAACGCUGCUCAGAGGAGAUGCAGCGCGUGCCCAUGUCCUCUCAGCAACAAUUUUGCUCUGGGCUGCACUGAAACCGAAGGCAGACUUCUGUGUCUGUGCAAAGACGGUUACACGGGCGAAAGAUGUGAGCGAUGUGCUCCGGGAUAUUACGGCGAUCCUCUGGUCUCCGGUGGACGCUGUCGUCUGUGCAACUGUCCUGGAAACCUGUGUGACUCUAAGACUGGAGUGUGCAGGAAUUCUCUGGAGCUCCAAGACACAAACACAGAAGAGCAGUGUGAAGAGUGUGAUAACUGUGCACAGACACUGCUGAGUGAUCUGGAAAAGCUUGAUAUUGAGCUCAGAAGAAUUAAAGAUCAACUGGAUUUCGACUCUCUCAGACCUUCAUCUAAAGAGCAUCUGAGGAAGCUUGAAGAAGCCAUCACAGCCACAACGAAUCUGGUGAACACGUUCAGCUUCACCGUCGACAAUCAGGUGCCUAAAAUUAACCAGCUGGAACAAGAUGUUAUGAAUCUGGCCGAAGAUAUGGACAGUCUGAAAGAACAGGUCAAAAAGCAAUCUGAGGAUGCACAGAAAGCUCUCGCUAACGCUGAAAACAGCCACCAAAGAGCAAAAGAUCUGGACACCGAGACACAGAACCUCCUCAGAAAAAUACAAGAGCUCCUGAAGCAGCUGAUGGACUCAGAGAGCAGUGGAUCCGCUCUGCCCAACGCUGAUUUAGCCAAACUCCUGGAGCGGUCUCAGAGCAUGGUGAAGGAGAUGGAGAAGAGAAGCUUCACGCCGCAGAAAGACGCAGCUAAGAAGGAGCAAGCAGAAGCAAACAAAUUUCUGGAGAAUGUUAAAAACAUCAUAAAGCAGUGCGAUGAGAAUGAGGCGGCGUCGAAGCGUGUUGACAGUCUACUGAGCAGCUAUGAGGCCAAACUGAAAGAGUUAGAGGAUCUGCUCAAACAGGCUGAUAAUACGCUGAAGACAGCCAGCAAUCAGAACGACAUCAACGCCGAAGGCCUCAGAGAUAUUCUGGAGCGAGUGAAGGAUCUGGAGCGUGAGCGAGACCUCGUCCAGGAUCAGAUCGUUCUUGCGGUGAAACAGCUCAAAGACACUGAGGACGCCCUCAAUAUGUUCAAUGACAGCAAAACGGAAUACGAACAGCUUGUGGCGCAGCUCAACGGAGCAAAGACCGAACUCAAGGAGAAAGUCCAAACCAUCUCACAAGCAGCAGCCAAAGAGAAGAUAGUGAAACAGGCAGAAGAACAUGCAGAAAACAUGCACAAACUGGCCAAAGAGCUGCAAGAGGCUGUGCAGAAUGUGAGUGGGCGCUCUGGUGUGCAGACUGCUCUCUCUGGGAUAGAGGCGUACAAAAACAUCACCGACGCUGUCAACGCUGCAGAGGAGGCGGCGAAGAAGGCCAAAGAGGCGGCAGACAAAGCGCUCAAUGAUGUCAGUGAAGGGGACUUAAUCAACAGGGCAACAAAUCUGAAAAACAAUGGCAAUAACCUACUUAAAGAUGGCAAAAAUGCAGCUAAAGAUCUUAAAGGAGCAACUAAAGACCUCAGUAAUCAGAAGGAACGCCUGCAAGCUGUGGAAGAGAAGAAGAAAGCACUGGAAAAGGAGCUGCUCGCUGUUCAAGAGGGUUUGAAGGGGAUUCAGAGAGAUGACAUCGGUAACAUUAUCGAUGCGGCUAAGAAAGCGGCAGCGGCAGCCAAUCGCUCCACGAGUGACACAAUGGACGAGUUAAGCAACAUCAAAGCAGAAGUUACCAAGAUCUCCAUUACUCCUACUCUCUCUAAUAUGGACAAUGUUCUCAAUAAUGUGGAGAUGACCGUCAGAAAUCUGAGCGGCUCCAUCCCGUCCCUGUUGGAUAAAAUAGAAGAGAUCAAUUCUGAGAUUAGCGCCGGGAACAACGUGACUGAUAAUAUUAAUAAGAUAAAGGAGCUGAUCGAGCAAGCGCGAGAUGCUGCUAACAGAAUUGUUGUGCCUAUGAAAUUCACGGGUAAAGGGCAUGUAGAGCUGCGUCCGCCGCGAGACUUGGACGACCUGCGGGCGUACACCGCUCUCACCCUGUCCCUCCAGAGACCCGAGCAACCCCCCAAUCGGCUCGACGAGAGCGGCCGGCGGCGGCGCCAGACAAAUGAUGACAGUCUGUUCGUGAUGUACCUCGGAAACAAGGACGCAUCCGGAGACUACAUCGGCAUGGCUCUUCGCAAUAACAUCCUGCAUGUCAUCUAUAAGCUCAAUGGAGAGGAGUACGAUAUCGAGGCGUCCAGCAUCACCGAGUCCUCAUCUGACGUGGCUUUCUUCGACAAAAUCGACCUUUACAGAAUUUAUCAAGAUGCUCAAGUCAUUCAAACAAAGCAGUUCACGUCAAUCAAUCCGAAGCCUCCGCUGCUGAAGGGAAACCUAGGUGAACUGACACGCAACCUGCUGGACCUCAGUCCAGAUAAAGUGGUCUUCUAUGUUGGAGGUUAUCCAGAUGACUUCAGGCCACCAGCCUCUCUCAACUAUGGCAAAUACAAGGGCUGCAUUGAGUUUUCCACCUUCAAUGACAAAUUCAUCAGUCUGUACAACUUUAAGAACGCGGUUGAUAUUAACUUAGAAACCCCUUGCAAGAGACAAAUCCCACUGACGAUCUCAGAGUCAGAUUAUUAUGAAGGCACCGGUUACGCCAAAGUCCUGCUUGAAAGAUUCCCCAACUAUCUGUCGAUCAAUCAGAAAGUGGAAACGAGAGCUAAGGAUGCUCUUUUGCUGUAUUUAGGAGACGAGGAGGAUGACUUUUUCUACAGCGUCUCUCUUGAGAAAGGUUACGUUGUUCUGAGUGGCCAAAACAAAAAUAAUAUUUUGGAGACCGUCAGAAGUCAGGAUAAGCCAAGUCUUUCUCCGGAAACAGAUGUGAAAGUCUUGAUUAUUGCAGGAAGAGAGUUUAAAGUCCGAGUCGGGAACACCGAGGUCAAAAGGACGGACGUCAUUCCACAAACGUUCAAGCACUUCUACGUCGGCGGGAUUCCCAACUCUUUGCGUGAGAGAUACAACAUGACUGUCCCGGCUCUGAAAGGCUGUGUGAAAAUCGGCACAGCGGGCGGCUCCACCCCGAGCGUCGAGGAGAAAGUGGGAGUCGGCAGAGGCUGCACUAACGAGCUGCAGAUGGUCAGGAAAGCGGAGUUCAGUCUCGGCAGUGCACUGGAGAAACUCCAUGAAGACUUCAGCUUAGACGAUGUCAAUCUUUCUCUGGGCUUCAGGAGUACAAAACCAGACGGCAUCCUGCUGCAGAACAGCAAAAACAAUAAAGACAUGGAGCUCUCCAUGGAGAGCGGAUAUGUGCUCCUCAAAUUCCAGGGCAGCGUCUGGAAAUCUACUAAGCAGUACCAGGAUGGAGAAUGGCAUUAUCUCACUGUUUCCGGACAGGGCCAAGGCAUUGAACUUCGCAUCAAUGAAGAAGAUGUUGGCCGGAGAGAGACAGGAUCUUCAUCUGGACUGUAUUCGUCCAGCGUAAUCCUCGGCAAAGACACCUUCAAGGGCUGCAUCUCCAACCUGUAUCUGAGGAGACCUGCUUCUCUUUACAGAGCGGAGGAUCUGAGCACUUACUCUUUCACAGGAGACGUGUUGUUGAACACAUGCAGCGCCACACGCAAUAUCUAGCAGCGCAGCUAUUAGCAGAGGCGAGGAGUAUCUGACGCAGACAUUUCACAUAGAGAUCUUUGGAAGAAAUGCUGUUAUAUUACGGCAUAACCAACUCACUUUAACCAUCUGCUGCAUUUCAUUGCUUCAUUUGCAUAAUUAAAGAUAUUUUCAUGGCA